AAACAUGAAAGGGAGAAUUCUUUGUUUAAGACAAAGUUCAAUAACGUCUUUGUGAAAAAUCUCUCCAACUCCACAACCGAAGAUGAUUUAACGGAAGUUUUUGGAGAAUAUGGAAAAAUGACGAGUGUUGUUGUGAUGAGAGAGGCUGAUGGUAAAUCUAAGUGCUUUGGAUUUGUUAAUUUUGAGAAUCCAGAUGAUGCUGCACGGGCAGUUCAGGAGCUUAAUGGGAAGAAAUUUGAUGAUAAGGAGUGGUUUAUUGGCAGAGCACAGAAGAAAGCUGAAAGGGAGCAAGAAUUGAAAGUGAGAUUUGAACAAAGUAUGAAGGAGACUGCAGAUAAGCAUCAAGGGGCUAACUUAUACUUAAAAAAUUUGGACGAUAGCAUUGGAGAUGAGAAGUUGAAGGAACUUUUUUCCGUUUUUGGUACAGUUACUUCUUACAAGGUCAUGCGGGAUCCUAAUGGUAUCAGUAGGGGUUCAGGAUUCGUUGCCUUUUCAACCCCUGAUGAAGCUUCUCGUGCUCUUGCAGAGAUGAAUGGAAAAAUGGUUGGCAGCAAACCUAUUUAUGUUGCACAUGCCCAGCGCAAAGAAGAGAGGAGAGCUAGAUUGCAGGUAAUUUGA
This is a messenger RNA of Phalaenopsis equestris, 618 nucleotides long. RefSeq names its product polyadenylate-binding protein 2-like. NCBI's taxonomy places the organism in Eukaryota, Viridiplantae, Streptophyta, Magnoliopsida, Asparagales, Orchidaceae. Gene Ontology annotation, molecular function: mRNA 3'-UTR binding; poly(A) binding; poly(U) RNA binding. The transcript is spliced from 3 exons. Gene Ontology annotation, cellular component: nucleus; ribonucleoprotein complex; cytosol. The annotation marks the transcript as partial. The record is from RefSeq and is a predicted model, not a curated record.